Messenger RNA from Diachasmimorpha longicaudata, 1325 nucleotides. RefSeq names its product mitochondrial tRNA-specific 2-thiouridylase 1. Gene Ontology annotation, cellular component: mitochondrion. Gene Ontology annotation, biological process: tRNA wobble position uridine thiolation. The record is from RefSeq and is a predicted model, not a curated record. Lineage: Eukaryota; Metazoa; Arthropoda; Insecta; Hymenoptera; Braconidae. Bases 66 to 1139 code for a protein of 357 amino acids. Gene Ontology annotation, molecular function: sulfurtransferase activity. The transcript has 7 exons.
UGAAAAAUUAGGUUCUGAAUAAAAGAACUUCAUUUUCUUGUAAUUUUGUGGUGAAGUGACGGACAAUGUUUAGAAAUAUUGUGGUUGGGUUAUCUGGUGGUGUUGACAGUGCAGUUGCCGCAUUACUAUUGAAACGUAAAGGAUUCAACGUGACUGCCGUGUUUUUGAGAAACUGGGACACUGCAGACGAGACGGGGAAGUGCCUCGCUGAUGAGGAUUAUAAGGAUGCUGAGUAUAUCUCUAAGAAGAUUAACAUUCCUCUUGUGGAAGUGAAUUUUGUCAAGGAGUACUGGCAUGAAGUCUUCACAUAUCUUCUCGAGAGCUAUGAGGGUGGAUACACUCCCAAUCCCGACAUAAUGUGCAAUAAAAACAUAAAAUUUAAGAAAUUCUACAAUUUCGCAAGGGAAAAUCUGAAGGCUGACGCCAUAGCUACUGGACACUACGCUAGAUCGUCCUUCGGUCCUUAUUUGGAGGACUACAAACCAGGCGCCAAGGUUAAACUAUUGCAUGCAGUCAAUCAAAAAAAGGAUCAGACAUUCUUUUUGUCUCAAGUGAGCCAGGAGUCCCUUCAAAGAUGCAUGUUUCCGCUCGGGGAAAUGAUGAAAACAGAUGUAAAGAAAUUAGCGGUUGAGGCCGGUCUUGGGGUCAUUGCCCAAAAGCCUGAGAGCAUGGGAAUUUGCUUCAUUGGGACCAGGACCUUUCAGAAUUUUAUUCCACAAUAUUUGGAAAAUAAACCUGGGAAUUUUAUUAACUACGAGACGGGAGAGGUGGUUGGUCAGCACCAGGGGAUCCACUGCUGGACGCUGGGUCAAGGCUGUAGAAUCGCAGGGAGUAGCGAGAAGCUUUUCGUCUUACGGAAGGAUAUCAAGACCAAUGACAUCUUUGUCGUCCCAGGAACAGAUCACCCAGCAUUAUUCUCCAGGAUUCUCAUCACUUCGAAGCCCCACUGGAUUUGUGAAGAACCAGAAUCAUUGAUCGACAGUUGGACAGUUCUCAACUGUGAAUAUCGAUUCCAACGUAAUGAGAAACUCUGUCCAUGUAGAGUUUACAAGUCUUCGAACAAUAAAUUAAUAAUUGUUUCUGAGAAGGAGAAGAGGGCAAUAUCUCCAGGACAAACUUUUGCCAUUAAAUUCUUUUAGUUUGUUGUUCUGUACUUGAACGACGAGUGUUUGGGAAGUGCUCCCAUAACUCACGCAGGGCCAUCUCUCCAUAGUCUCGGCGAGGGCGAAAUCACAUCAGACGUUGACGAUAAUGAUGGACUCCUGCGAGCAUCAACAGUGUGAACUAGAGUAAAUAAUUUUAAUAAAACUGUACAUAUAAUUCUA